This is a messenger RNA of Pocillopora verrucosa, 689 nucleotides long. The record is from RefSeq and is a predicted model, not a curated record. Lineage: Eukaryota; Metazoa; Cnidaria; Anthozoa; Scleractinia; Pocilloporidae.
AUCAUUGGGGCUGAGGAAUAUUGCAUCAGACAGGGGCUUCAGAAUAUCUGACAAUAAGGGAUUAGGAAAUUGCAUGUUCUACGCCUUGUCCGAACAACUGGCAAUUGUUAAGGGAAUCAAAAUCCUACAUGGCGAAUUAAGACAAACCUUGGUCCAGUACCUCAGGAAUAACCCAAAACUUCCGGAUGGAACAGAUCUGUUUCACUUUGUCCAUGGACAUCAAACAUGGACUGAAUACCUAGUACACAUGGAACAAGAUGGCGCUUGGGGUGAUCACGUGAUUCUGUGUGCCGCAGCAAACUACUUUGAAACGUGCAUUCGUGUGGUCAGCAGUCUAUCCCAUAGCAAUGAUGUAAUCAUAACGCCACAUUGUCCAGUUGACGAAAGCAAACCUCUUAUGCUGGGACAUAUUCAUGAGGUGCACUAUGUCAGCCUUCGACCCGUGCAAGGUUAAAGUGGCAGGCCCUUCCAGUCACUUUGAUCGGCCCUUGUGAAGAGCUCGGCCUUGCAGAAUGACUUCACAGGCAUAGAGACUAUUGAUGCAAAUUGGACAACUAGAGCUUUCUUCAGUCGAUUUUCCAAUGUAAACUUUAAAAUCUUAGAUUAAAUUAGAGUUUCCAAAAAAUGUUUACAACAGAACAAGGACAAUAAAAAGACCCUAUAAUAAAAAUUUUAUUUCUUAUAACAAA